AUGGAAGCGACCGGACGCCUCGCGCCCCGGCUGGGCUGGCGCGCCACCGCAGCAGGACCCCGCGCCCUUCGCGGCCCCACUCGCGCUGACGCAUCCUCGUCGGGGCAGGCCACCGGCGAGCCAUCCACACCCCCCUGGUUAGGUCAGAACCGAUGGGUCGAUUGCGCUCCGCCAGGAAAGUUGAUCGAGCGUGAAGAGUACGGGCUGCAGGGCGAUAGCCCCCUCAACAGGGCAGUGAACUUGGCGCUUCACAGCCCCCUCUUCGGCGCUAUGAAGGUUAUUGCGAAGGGGAUCAUGAAGAGCACCGCGGAGAAAAGAGGUGUGCCAUGGAGAAGAAGGUGCAAAGACUUGGAAGCGUCAGAGGUGUAUGAAAUCUUUCCAGAAAUCGAAGAUGUCUCCAUCGAAUAUCCUUCAUACUACACAAUGCAGUUUCAUGGGUACGAAGAAGGGAACCUCAGUUGGACUGCAGCUUUCGAGAUAGAGAGUGCAACAGAAGUCAUUUAUCUAAGGAACUGGAACAACGAAGACAUCACACCUGAAGUUGCCAUGGCUAGGAUGAAAAACAACAUUGUGGGUGCUAUUUUGGAAUACACCAAAUCUGCACCUGUCCGGCUCAUUGAGGAUGUCCUUGAUGUGGGCUGCUCUGUUGGGAUGAGCACGCGAUGGCUUGCAGAGGCCUUCCCCUCUGCCUCCUGUACUGGCCUAGACCUCUCACCUUACUUCUUGAGUGUCGCUGAGCUUUGUGAAAGGAAAACUACCGAUCAGCGGCCAGGGCGCAGGAUUCGGUACGUGCACAGCAAUGCUGAGGCAACAGGGCUCCCUUCCAAGUCAUAUGACCUGGUCAAUAUGCAGUUUGUGGUGCAUGAGUGCCCUGCUGCAACCACAGUGGACAUCGUUCGAGAAGCCAGGCGGCUGCUCAGGCCAGGAGGCAUGCUGGCUGUCACGGAUCUGGACCCGCGAUCGAGGGUGAUGCAGAACACCCCUCCCCUGUUAUACACAUUGCGGAAAUCGAUGGAGCCCUGGUAUGAUGAAUACCUCUCCAUGGACUUCGAGGGGAUGAUGGAGUCGGAGGGGUUUGAAAAUGUGCAGUAUGUGCCCGUUACUCACAGGCACAGGUCUGUCAUGGGAAUCAAGAGGUAA
Messenger RNA from Ostreobium quekettii, 1140 nucleotides. Lineage: Eukaryota; Viridiplantae; Chlorophyta; Ulvophyceae; Bryopsidales; Ostreobiaceae. The record is from the annotation of a GenBank genome assembly.